AGAGAGAGAGAGAGAGAGAAGCAAUUGCCUUAAAUACGUUCUUGCAACAUAUACAUCAAACACUUGGUAUAACAAUAACAAGCAAAUUAUAAACGUACUGAAAAAUAAAAGAAAAGUAUAACACGGCAGUUGGAUUGAUAUUUAAUUAAGCACAGUUAUACAUUUUAAAAAAUAAUAAAGAAAUAUAAUAGAUGGGGAGUUGAGAUGUGGGGGAAUUGAUGGAAGUGAUGAAUUUUGUAUAAAUCAUCAAUAGCUGAUGAAAAAUCUCUUCCCCACAAGAUAAUUCAGCUUUGAGAUAUAUGGCUACUUUCUUCAUUUUCUCCUGUCUUGUUUUAUCCAUCUGCAUUCUAUCUGUGUCAGCCGCCAAUAAUACUUUUUAUCUGAAUAUUGACUGUGGAUCGUCGAAAUCUUACGAAGACGAAAAAUCGAUAGUGUGGACAGGGGAUGACAACUACAUAAAGACCGGCGAACCACACUCCGUUCAAUCCGCUAAAUACUCCGUAUCCCAUGUAAUGGACACGAUGCGUGUGUUCACCACUCGGAAGAAGAACUGUUACCACAUAGACGACUCCUCGGUGAAACAGGGGCAGCGUGUCCUUGUCCGGGCCAGCUUUUUAUACGGUAACUACGACAAUAAGUCUUCGCCUCCUAAGUUUGAUCUUUUUAUAGAGGAUACCGAGUGGGAGGCAGUUGAGACCUCGAUGUUUGAGGUUGUUUAUUACGAGGUGAUUUAUGUUUUGGACAAGGACUCCAUUAGCGUAUGCGUUUCUAGGUCAAGUUUAGGUAUCCCGUUCAUUUCUGCGCUCGAAGUGCGUGGUUUGACCUUUUCUAUGUAUCCGUAUCAGUAUCUUAACGACGGCAAGAAUUAUCCCUUGUUCUUGCGGAGACGUGUUGCCUUUGGAUCAAAUCAAACUAUCAGGUACCCGACGGAUCCUUACGACAGAAUAUGGACUAUCGACAACAACUACACAUCAUUCAUCCCACUCUCCAACGAAGCGACUUUCAGUAAUAACGGUGUACGAUUAGGUCAAGAGCCCCCACUGGCAGUGCUGAAGCACGCUGUUACCGUAGCACCACAAAACUACAUAGUAUUCCCCGUUGGAAUAUAUUUUCCCGUUAAACAGCUAGCCUACUACACCGCAUACUUCUCCGAGGUUACUCAGCUAAGACCAACUCAAAAGCGUUCCUUCAGAAUUCACCAUGACAACAACCCGUAUUCGCAGCCGAUAGUUCCGCCUUACGGGGACUAUAUCGAACGAUACAGUGAUUACAUUACGUUUUCCAAAGAUUCUAAUUUAUUCAUCACAGCGGAUGACGACUCAACUCUCCCCCCACUCAUCAACGCCCUCGAAAUCUUCGCUGUUGGAAAGCCGCUAAUCAACGGUACCGACGAUAGAGAUGUGCAAGGCUUAGCUUCUCUGCAAAAAGCGUUUCCUGUUUUACAAGAAUGGACCGGUGAUCCUUGUCUUCCUAGGAUCAAUAAUGCAUGGGAAUGGGUCGGUUGUAAUGACUAUAAUUAUAAACCACGUCCACGAGUUACUCAUCUAGCUCUUGGUGGCUACGGUCUCUCAGGGAGACCUCAGCAACAACAGCUUGAAAGGGCCUAUUCCUGAUUUCAUAACCAGAUUACCAAACCUCAUGAUAUUGUGAGUGGAAGUGAAAGAAAGAAAAACACAAUAUAUAACGUUCGGAUGCGUUUUCUCGAUCGUCUGUAUACAUGCACAGAUAGAUCAACAAGAUUAAUAAACCUCG
This is a messenger RNA of Erythranthe guttata (spotted monkey flower), 1752 nucleotides long. NCBI's taxonomy places the organism in Eukaryota, Viridiplantae, Streptophyta, Magnoliopsida, Lamiales, Phrymaceae. The record is from RefSeq and is a predicted model, not a curated record.